Messenger RNA from Symphalangus syndactylus (siamang), 984 nucleotides. Its product is annotated as monocarboxylate transporter 7-like. The record is from RefSeq and is a predicted model, not a curated record. Gene Ontology annotation, biological process: transmembrane transport; monocarboxylic acid transport. Gene Ontology annotation, molecular function: monocarboxylic acid transmembrane transporter activity. NCBI's taxonomy places the organism in Eukaryota, Metazoa, Chordata, Mammalia, Primates, Hylobatidae.
AUGGCGCUGAAGGAGCACAUUGGCUGGAGAUACAGCCUCCUCUUCGUGGGCCUACUACAGUUAAACAUUGUCGUCUUCGGAGCACUGCUCAGACCCAUCAUCAUCAGAGGACCAGGGUCACCGAAAAUAGUCAUCCAGGAAAAUCGGAAAGAAGCGCAGUACAUGCUUGAAAAUGAGAAAACACGAACCUCAAAAGACUCCAUUGACUCAGGAGUAGAACUAACUACCUCACCUAAAAAUGUGCCUACUCACACUAACCCAGAACUGGAGCCGAAGGCCGACAUGCAGCAGGCCCUGGUGAAGACCAGCCCCAGGCCAAGCGAAAAGAAAGCCCUGCUAUUAGACUUCUCCAUUUUGAAAGUGAAAAGUUUUAUUUGUUAUGCAUUAUUUGGUCUCUUUGCAACACUGGGAUUCUUUGCACCUUCCUUGUACAUCAUUCCUCUGGGCAUUAGUCUGGGCAUUGACCAGGACCGCGCUGCUUUUUUAUUAUCUACGAUGGCCAUUGCAGAAGUUUUCAGGAGGAUCGGAGCUGGUUUUGUCCUCAACAGAGAGCCCAUUCGUAAGAUUUACAUUGAGCUCAUCUGCAUCAUCUUAUUGACUGUGUCUCUGUUUGCCUUUACUUUUGCUAGGGAAUUCUGGGGUCUAAUGUCAUGUAGCACAUUUUUUGGGUUUAUGGUUGGAACAAUAGGAGGGACCCACAUUCCACUGCUUGCUGAGGAUGAUGUCGUGGACAUUGAGAAGAUGUCUUCUGCAGCUGGGGUCUACAUCUUCAUUCAGAGCAUAGCAGGACUGGCUGGACCGCCCCUUGCAGAUUUGUUGGUGGACCAAAGUAAGAUCUACAGCAGGACCUUCUACUCCUGCGCAGCUGGCACGGCCCUGACUGCUGUGUGCCUUGCCCUGGUGAGACCGUGUAAGAUGGGACUGUGCCAGCGUCAUCAUUCAGGUGAAACAAAGGUAGUGAGCCAUUGUGCGAAGACUUUAUAG